AUGUUAGACAAUAUCAAGGACAUGAAGAACUUGCUCCAAAGAGAGGAUGACAAGAAGCAGUUAAUGGUAGUAGAGAACCUGGUGCUCUCAACUUUGUUUGAGCAAUUGAGAUCUGAAAGUGCUGAACUUGAGUCAGAGAAAGAAGUUAUAGAGACGGAGUAUAAGGCAAUGAAGGAAAAGUUCACUGUUGUUGAAAUGGAAAGCCAUGAACUUCAGGCGAUGAGCAAGCAAAUGGAAAUGGAAGUGAGGAAAGGAGAGAGCUUCGGGUUGCAGAAAGCCGAGGAGGUUGAAGCAGUUUUUGGAGAACUCAGUCAUCUUAGCUCUGUUAACACUGGACUCAACAAGAAGAUAGAAGAGUUGGAGAAUAUGCUUGGAGCAAAAGAAUUCGAGUGUUUGUAUCUGACCAAAACAAUCAAGAAGAACCUGGAGUCAGAAGCUAGCACUUCGCAGAAGGAGAUUGAAGAACACAGGGUUAGAGAAGAGACCUUGAGCCUGGACUUACAGGAGAGAAGCAACGAGUCCGAAAUCUGGGAGGCCGAAGCUUCAUCAUUCUUCUUCGACCUCCAAGUAUUCUCCAUUCACGAGGUUCUUCUCGAGAAGAAGGUUAAUGAGCUUUUUGUGUUUUGUUCAACCCUUGAAGAUGACAAUGCAACUAAAGAUGCUAAGAUUAGACAGAUGAAGGAAAAGUUUGUUUCUUUGGAAACUGAAGUAGUGGAGCUUAAGUCUCAGAUAUCUGCAUAUGCUCCAGCAAUAGCUUCCUUGAAAGACAACAUUGAAUCCCUCGAGAAAAAUGCUCUCCUUUUGACAAAGCUUCCUUCUUCUACAGCUUGUGAUCAAACUCAGAAGAAUCUUGACAUUGUCUCAUUCUUCUGUGAUCAAGAUAUUGACAUAGCUUCUGAAGAUCAUCCAAACAAUAAGCACCACCUCGACCAACAACCUGAGAUUGCACCAUCACCACCGGAAGUAAAGAGCAACCCCAGCAGCAGCAAUGUCGAGGUUUUGAUGAAAGACAUUCAACUUGAUAGUUCUUCCUCCUCGCGCAGAAAGAUCAUGAAAGUCUCGAGAGCCGACGAUCAAAUGCUCGAGCUCUGGGAAUUCGCCGAGAAAGAUAAUGCCGGAAACAACAAUGGAGGAGGCCCAUCAACACCAACACCACCACUCUGGUCGUUGAGUCGAAAUCCAUCAUCAAGACGUUCGAAGCAGCACAAGACUCCUCCCUCCAUUCCUUCCUCUGAGAAGGAAUUAGGAAUUGAUGAUGUAAAGCAGGUGGUAGUACCAAUCAAAGACAAGAAGAGAUCCCCCCCAUGGAGGCAAGAUUAUGGAGAGACUUAA
This is a messenger RNA of Linum tenue, 1332 nucleotides long. The record is from the annotation of a GenBank genome assembly. Lineage: Eukaryota; Viridiplantae; Streptophyta; Magnoliopsida; Malpighiales; Linaceae.